Messenger RNA from Rhopalosiphum maidis (corn leaf aphid), 887 nucleotides. RefSeq names its product N-terminal Xaa-Pro-Lys N-methyltransferase 1. NCBI's taxonomy places the organism in Eukaryota, Metazoa, Arthropoda, Insecta, Hemiptera, Aphididae. Bases 154 to 831 code for a protein of 225 amino acids. Gene Ontology annotation, molecular function: rRNA (adenine-N6,N6-)-dimethyltransferase activity. Gene Ontology annotation, cellular component: cytoplasm. The transcript is spliced from 3 exons. Gene Ontology annotation, biological process: rRNA modification; N-terminal protein amino acid methylation. The record is from RefSeq and is a predicted model, not a curated record.
GAAUACUUAUAGUGCUGUAAAAAUCAAAUUAUAUCCAAUGAAUAGGAUAAAUUACUAAUUUAUAUAAUUUUAAUUUUUGUUCAAAUUUUGUAUAAAAAAAUUUAAAAUAAUAUUAUUCUCAGUUCACUUAUACGAUAUCGACGACGGUGAAUAAUGAAUAUGGAUGAAUUGGAUUACGAGAAGAGUAAAAACUAUUGGUCCAAUAUCCCCGCUUCAGUAAAUGGUAUGCUCGGGGGGUUCUCCAGUUUGACGACUAAGGAUAUCAAGGAUUCUGAUCUCUUCCUCAGAAAAUUAUUUCAAAUGGAAAACGGUCCUUCCAAUAGCCGAGUGUUAGACUGUGGUGCUGGAAUUGGUAGAAUAACCAAAAACCUAUUGUGUAAACACUUUAAAUAUGUAGAUUUGCUGGAACAAGACGAGAAAUUUUUGGAGAAAGCAAAACUGAAUUGUUUAGGGUCUAAUGUAGAAAACUUUUAUUGUUCUGGAUUACAAGAAUUCACACCUACCGACAAUCAAAAAUAUGACAUCAUAUGGAUCCAGUGGGUUCUUGGUUAUAUUACAGAUGACGAUUUGAUUAAGUUCUUAAAUAAGUGUUGUAAAUUGUUAAAUACAAAUGGCGUUAUAGUUGUUAAAGAAAACAUUUCUCAAGAAGAAGAAGGAGAAAUAGAUUCAGAAGAUAGUUCAAUAACGAGAAGUUACAUACAGUUUUGUAUUAUAUUCCAAAAAGCAAAUUUAAUAUGUAAAGCAAAUAGAACACAAAAAAAUUUCCCAUCUGAACUCUACAGAGUUGAAAUGUUUGCAUUACAACCAGCUAAUGAAAAAUCAAAUUGUUGAUGAAUAUGUAUUAUAUUUAUGAUUCUUUAAAAAUAUAUUUUAAUUUAUCUUGUACA